Triplophysa rosa is the source of this 2200-nucleotide messenger RNA. It is a transcript of the gene trim35-28, whose product is annotated as tripartite motif containing 35-28. The transcript is spliced from 6 exons. The record is from RefSeq and is a predicted model, not a curated record. Gene Ontology annotation, molecular function: protein binding; zinc ion binding. Bases 302 to 1729 code for a protein of 475 amino acids. Lineage: Eukaryota; Metazoa; Chordata; Actinopteri; Cypriniformes; Nemacheilidae.
GCUUGACUUGUUUUCGUUUCAGUAGAACGCUGUCUCUCUCUCGCACUCCCGCCCCUCCUGUCUUUUACGGAAGUAAGUUAACGAUAGCAGUGAGAGACAGGACUUGAGAACGAGAAAAAAACCGCGACCUUUACUAACCGCUUAGACUCUUUCUUCAUGAUGUUGUGUUAUAUUUUAUUAAUUUAAAGACCGCCAUUUCAAGGAGAUCGUUAAAAUAUCUAAAACGUCGCUGAGUAAAGAACGUCAUUUUAGCUUAAAGCGAAAGUAAAAACCCGAGCUCCUCGAUCGCGACUUUCAUAACAUGGAAGAAUACAGUGACGAAGACAUUACGGACAGACCAUCUCUUCUAGAGUCUGAUUUAACUUGUCCUGUGUGUAAAGACAUAUUUAAAGAGCCCGUUUUGCUCUCGUGUAGCCACAGUUUUUGUCAGGAGUGCCUGGAGGCCAGCUGGAAAAACCAAGCGAAACAUCUGUGCCCGUUGUGCCGAAAAUGCUGCGACGGAGAGACGCCGAUAAACAAUCGCGCGCUGAAGAACACCUGCGCGUCCUAUAAAAAAGAAAGAAGCUGGAGAGGGACAUGUAUAGAUGAGCUCAUGUGUGGUCUGCACCAGCGCCCCUUUCAGCUCUUCUGCAUCAAAGACGAGGAGCCAGUGUGCGUGGACUGCGUAACCCUUCACUCAGGUCACGAUCUCUGUCCUGUGGACAAAGGAGUGCCCAUCUGCAAGGAAGAACUUGGCUUGAAAAUAAAAAUACUGGAAACGAAGCAGGGAUCUUUUAAAAGAAUGAAGAAUAAAUACAAAGAAACAAUCACCUUUAUUGAGGCACAAACACAGGAGGCAGAGAAGCAAAUCAAAGAGGAGUUUGAGAGGCUCCAUCAGAUUCUUAAGAAUGAGGAGGAAUCAAGAAUAACAGCUUUGAAAGCAGAGGAAACAGAAAAGAAAAAGAUCCUGGAGGAAAAGAUUGAAAGCAUCAGUCAUGAUAUUUCCAAUCUUGGAGAGCUGAUUCAGUCAGUAAAGAGAGAGAUGGGAGCAGAGGAUUUAACAUUCUUGCAGAACUUCCAGAAACUUAAAAGACGAGCUCAGUAUACUGGUGAGGAACCACAGAAGGCCCAAGGAGUUCUCAUUAACAUGGCUUUGCAUGUUGGUGGUCUAGGUUACAAAGUUUGGGAGAGCAUGCAGUCUCACGUCCAAUGUUUACCUGUAAUUCUGGAUCCCAACACCAUUUCUCCGUGGCUCUCCAUGUCUCCUGAUUUUUCCAGUGUGAAGGAGAGUCUAGAAAGGCAGUCUUUCCCAGACAACCCUGAAAGGUUUGACCCCUGUGUUUUUGUCCUGGGCUCAGAGGGUUUCUCCUCAGGACGCCACCGCUGGGAGGUCCACGUGGCUGACAACCCCAAAUGGAUCUUGGGAGUAUGCAGAGAGUCAGUGAUUCGGAAGAGAAAGUUCACAGUAACCACGACAGCAGGUGUAUGGACCAUUGGACUGAGUAAAGGGGUCUAUAAUGCUCUGACCACUCCACGUACUUUGAUUCAUUUAGAAAGAAGGCCGGAAACCAUUAGGAUAAAGGUCAAUAUGGAAAAGGGAGAAGUGUCAUUCUGGGAUACAGGUAACAACAAGCACCUGUGCACGUAUACUGAUAAGUUUAAUGGAAAGCUGUUCCCUAUAUUUGGACCUGGUCUAUACAGCACACCCAUGACUAUCAUGCCUUCUAAAGUGACCAUACAUAAACAAUAAGUAUACAUGGGUUGUGUUGUAAACUGUUGUUGAGCCUGAAGAAGCUAUUUAAUUUUUGCUUAACAUUUAAAUUUUUUAUUCUUUUUUGUAAUUUUUCUCAAGUUGAUCUGAAUGAAAAUUGAAAUACUGUAUUAAGAGCAUGAACAGUACAAACUUAUCAAGUUGUAUACUCUAUAUGGACAAAACUAUAUAUUUUAAUAAACAGGUUUAACUACUUUAGUUAUUUCCAGGAGAACAAAUGCUAGAACAUAAUGACAUUGACAAGAAUAGUGUCUAAAAUGAACUCUACUAAUUUUACAGCAACAGUUUGGGCAGGACCCUUUUCUAGUCCAACAUGACAAUGCACCUGUGCACAAAGCGAGGCUAAGAAAAUGGUUGAUUCAGUCAACUUAACACCUUUGAUAACACCUUUGAUAUGACUGGCUAGCUUUGAGCCAAACAUUCAUCACCCAAACCCAUCAAUGACUUACA